AUGAAGCAAUUGAAGAAAGUGGAGGACCUGGAGACGAGCAUCCGGCAGCUCCGAGAGGAGGUACAGCAGUUCAAGCUGCAGAGAGAAGUCCUCUCGGUCGGUCUCAUGUCCAACACAACGGUGUGGAACGUUGCAGCUGAGUACUUCCGUAUGUUCCGCUACGGCGUAAGAUCCCGUUUCCUGCUUUCAACUAUGGCGGCGAGCGUGAUGAGUGAAGCUGGUUACGGCGCGGACGCACUGAUGGAAAACUGGAGCUUCACUUUCGGCAGACUUACGAUCACGGAAAACACACUGCAUCACGCAUUCCCUCAUCUGAUUAACGACAACGAAAGCGAAGAACGAGCUGGGCUUGCGCGGAGGCUCUUGGGGAAGCAGCUCGUGAUGCGCGGAGCUACUUGA
Messenger RNA from Phytophthora infestans T30-4, 399 nucleotides. RefSeq lists its product as uncharacterized. The transcript is spliced from 4 exons. Bases 1 to 399 code for a protein of 132 amino acids. The record is from RefSeq and is a predicted model, not a curated record. NCBI's taxonomy places the organism in Eukaryota, Oomycota, Peronosporomycetes, Peronosporales, Peronosporaceae.